UUAAAAAACUGCAGUCGAAGUAGCAGAGGUCGCAAUAUUUUUGCUUUUCACUGCUUCGACUGCGAGCGACUUCUUAAAAUGAACAGUUACUUUUGCUUUUGCUUCUGAAGAAAACAGAAGUCGCAGUCGAAGCAAAAGCAGAAAACGAUCGCCGACGAAAGGGAAUCAGCAGCAGCAGUCGCCGUUUGAAAAGUUUUGAUUUUGCUUUGCUGCUGCUUUGGCUAAGCAACGCAAGUCGAAGCAACAGCAACUGCUCGACUUCUGCAAGUCGCCAGCAGCAGCAGUCGCCGUUUGAAAAUUUUUGAUUUUUCUUUGCUGCUGCUUUCCAUUCUGCAAAUUGAUCAAGAUCGAUACAGGAGCUUAAUUGUUUAACUAUGGCGCAAAGUGAUAUUUGGAUGUAUUUCGAGAAUAGUGUUGAUGAAGGCAUAGCUACAUGUAAAACAUGUAAAAAUAAGUUAAAAAAUAAUAGAAUUUCAAAUUUAAAAACUCAUUUACUUAAUUUACACAAAAUAAAUUUAAAUGCUGCAAGUGUUGAACAGUUAGAAACGUCGUCGACGUCAAAUUCCUCCAUAACAUUAAAAAAAACUAUUAGAAAAAAAUAAAUAAAAAUUGAAGUGAAUAAAAAACAAUUGCUGAGGUCAUAUAUUGGGUUGGUGACAGAAGACAGCAUUCCUUUCAAUGUCUUAAAUUCGGAAAAUAUGCGAAAUAUCGUUGACCCAAUUUGUGAUGGACUUAAAGCCGCUGACGGGAAAAAAUUACGUUAAAUGCAUCAAACUGCAAAAAAACUUUGCAAACAGUGGCAAACAAUGUAAAAGCGCAUAUAACCACUGAAGUGGCAAAUAAAUUAUUGUCUCUAAAAAUAGACAGUGCCACGCGGCUGGCAAGAAACUUUUUUGGCAUAAGUGCUCAAUAUAUUAGUUCAGCUCAAAUAAAAUCCCUUAUAUUGGGCAUGGUAGAGCUUAAAGGUGUUGGAUCGAGCACAGCCAAAAAUCUCGCCGCUGAAGUGCUAAAAGUUCUAAAUAAAUACAAUAUAAACUUAAGCCAAAUAGUGUCAAUUACAUCUGACAAUGGUGCCAACAUGCUUAAGACAACAAAUAUAUUAUCAUUUGUUUUCGAUGAAAAUCUUGGCGAGGACGACGAAUAUUAUUCAAACGAUGAAUAUUUAAAAAUAAUUGAAAAUAUUGAAAAAGUGCCAAACGUGUUAAUAGGGAAUAUUCAAGUUUGUCGUUGUGCUGCACAUACAGCUCAACUGGUUGCUCGCGAUGUUACCAAAUCGUCGGAUAUGUUGAAAUACCUAUUUAAUUGUCGCAACAUGACGAAAUUUAUAAGAAAAACUUCAAAUGGAUUUCGCGAAAUAUUCGAGCUGAAACAGCUAAAAAUGCCGCAACUAGAUUGUCCGACCAGAUGGGGAUCCACAUACACGAUGCUAAAGGAUUUGUUAGUGGCUAAAGAUGAACUAACUGAAAUUGAGUCAACUGAAAACAAAAUCGAAGAAGACAAUUUUGAAGUGGAUGCAUCGUUGUGGGAUUUUAUUGAAAACUAUUGCUUAGUUUUCAGUCCAUUGCAGAAAACAAUAAAAAAAUUUCAAGAAGAGCAACUGCAUUAUAGAAAUUUUUACGCCCAAUGGCUAAAAUUAAAAAUUUGCACAGAUAAAAUUGUAAAUGAUGCAACUCACGAUAUGACAAGAACGAUUGGCGAAAAGAUUCUGAGCUCUAUAGAAAUGCGAUCGAAAAUAUUAUUAAAUAAUAAAUUUCUCAUUUCGUGUUUGUUUUUGGAUCCUCGUUUCCAACAUACACUAACACCACAACAAAAAAAUUAUGCAGUGAAUCAUUUAAAAUCGAUAUGGGACAGAAUAAAUGACAUAAAUUCUACUGGACAGUUAUGCUCAACCCCAAAUUCGGGCUCACAUCAAUCUGUGAACCAUUUUUUUGAUGAAGAAGAUGAAUUGUUAAACGCUUACUUAGAGCAAGGGAUCCAAACGGAAGUCAGUAGUACAUUCGACGUAUACUCAAAGAUUGACAAUCUUCAACUUCCUUUCCAAAGAAUCGAUGCAGACGUUCUCACAUUUUGGAAAGGAAAGCAGUGCACUGACCAGGAGCUAUAUGCACUAAGUAAUGUUUGCUUUGCUGUACCACCAACUCAGGUGACGAUUGAACGAGCAUUUUCGACGUUAAGACUUGUACUUACUGAUUACCGAAAUCGACUAAGUCAGGAAGUACUAGAGAAUAUACUGCUGGUCAAAUUGAAUCCAAGCUUUCUGGACUCAGCGAUUGAUAACUUAUCUCUUUUUCAAGAUGACGAAGAUUUUGAAAGUUUAUUUUGAAUAAUAUUGUAUUUUAUGAAAAAAAUGAAGUAAAAAAAAAAAACAAA
Zeugodacus cucurbitae (melon fly) is the source of this 2370-nucleotide messenger RNA. Its product is annotated as zinc finger BED domain-containing protein 4. The transcript has 2 exons. Bases 950 to 2323 code for a protein of 457 amino acids. The record is from RefSeq and is a predicted model, not a curated record. Gene Ontology annotation, molecular function: protein dimerization activity. NCBI's taxonomy places the organism in Eukaryota, Metazoa, Arthropoda, Insecta, Diptera, Tephritidae.